UUUUUAGAAGUUUGGUGUUUGUUCUCAUAGUACCUCUCAAAUCCUGAAUUCUGAUCAGACAGCUAUGCUGAGCACAGAGGCUAACAGGGUAACACUGAAGCUUAUGCAGUCAUCUUUUCCCGUUCUCUGAAAAGUGCCGCAGGCACAUACAAUAGUUUUUAAAAAAAGGAGUUUUAUUGCCUUAGUUAAGAAACAGCUUUGGAAAUGAAGAACGAUGGGGUGGGGAGAAUCCAUACUUUCAUGCUAGGUGUGAGACUCUUCCUCAUCUUCCUGCUUGAGCUGUGCAAUCAGCUGCUGCCUCUCUGCUGCCUGGCGCAUCCGCAUCAUCACCAGGCUCUCAUAAUCCCGCUCGGAGACCACAGAUGCCUAGGAGCAGAAAACAACUGCAACAUGUCAAGGACAGUGCACAUUGCGAAGUCACUGACUCCCCACAGUCCCCUUCUAAUGUAGGCAGCAAAUGACAGCUGGUAUCUCAGAGCGAAAUGGUAGCUUUGCCAUUCUCCUUUCCAAAGUCACACUCACAACAACACACAUUUGAGUCAGGAAUGCAGCUCAGUGGACUAUGACACCAGGGAAACUGGGUAAGGUGGGAAAACUGCCUACAGAAAGCAGGUGGCUUCAUAGGAAACAGUGCUGACCCCUGACAGUGCUAGUCCUGAGACAAAGAAUGGAACCAUCAGGGUGUCUGAAAUAACCUCUUGCUUCUCACAGUGAGGAUAGAUGGGGAAGCAUGGCUUGCCUUGUUGUGGUUGGUUAUUCUGGAUGACAAGCUUCCUCUGCAAGUAAAACAUUGAUGCCCAAAGUCCAGCACACACUUCAUUCAUUAUAAAGGCUAACGCCAUAAAAACCAAACCUUUGUGACUUAGUUAUGGAAGGAGCUGCACAGAAGAAAACCAGGUAUGUUCCCAAACCUAGCACAAGAGUUUCAGUUCCCAAAAGCUCUUGGAGCCUUUCUGCAGUGUGUGGUAGUAACUGUCAUGUCAGCUACGAGGUGAUUGCAUACUACUUUAUAAAUGUAGGCAGCAAAUGACAGCUGGUAUCUCAGAGCAAAAUUGUAGCUUUGCCAUUCUCCUUUCCAAAGUCAUUUCAUAUUAGUAAGUGGCCUUACUGAUUUCAGGUGUAUUCGAAGUGCCACAGUGCUUGGAAACAUCCAUCUCAUUUGCUUGAUAGUUUAGCCAGAAAUACGAGCAUCUUGAUAAAAAGUGAACAACAAAAAAAACAAACAAACAAAAAAAAACCCUCAAAUUCAUUUUUCUAGGAACUAAAUUUAGUGGUGAUUUAAACGAUAUCUUGAAUAGAAACUAGAAGGGAUGAAAAGACAGUAGACUGGCAAAAGUUCUGCAGGAAAAUGGAGCAAGGAAAGUAGUUACUCCAGCUGCAGAGUACCUAGCUGUGAGUACAAAAUAAAAGCCCACAGUAGAUGAGAAACUUAGAGUGGGGAAUUAAAGAAACUAAUAUGCUGUAAUUGGUAUCUUUGGAACUGCAUGAAUGAAAUAAUCUUUCAGUACUGUACAGCACAGAUUUUCACAGUGUCUGAGAAAGCAACAGAUUGUAUCAGCCUUCAGUGGCAGAACAAGGUUUCUUCAAAGUUCCUGUCCACUAACCACAGAUAUUUACUGUCAUGUGCCUGGCUGAAUGAAAUAGGCUACAUGAGACUCAUGCAAAUGAGUCACCCAUACAAACCUGAAUCACUACCUCAUGCUCUGGAUUUAAAUUUAAAACAGACAAGAGAUUAUUUUCUGCCUUGUAUGGGAGUCUUGCUGAUAAAACAAGCCAUUAGAAGUGGCAGUAGAGAAGAAGCAGUCUGAUUCAAGAUGGGCUCCAAGUUGACAUUCAUUUUGACAGUUCUCAAGCAGUCUGGGUGCCUGUCUCUGAGCGAGCUUGCUUUCUCCUCAGGCAGAGUGUGGGCUGAUGCUUUGCCACUUUACACCUACUUCCUGCAAUCCUGGUAAUUACCAAUUGUGUAAAACCCAGUUUCUGACGUGGCUGACUCAGCAAGGGCUUGGCUCAAAACAAAUACAUAUGCACAAGGAACUGCAGCCUGGGAAGCAGUGACAAGAGGCACAUGAAGAGAAGGCGGCAUUGUAGAUUCUUAUUGCUCUAGGUCCCGCCUGGCUGAAUUGCCCCUGGACUUUCUUCUUCCAGAAUCUCAGAGCGUGGUGGUCACCAUUCUCUCAGUACGCCAGCAGUUUUUCCUCUCUGCCUGUUGGACUCAGGUGCAGCUCCGACAUACCCUAUAGGAAAAGGGAAAGAAGAAGUUGUUCCUGUUGUGUGACUUGCUGCUGAGCCUGUGACAGAAGUUCACCACCUGACUGUGAAGAGUCAGCAGUUUUCUCUUUUCUUUUUAUCAGAAUGGAUACUUGGCGGAGAGGAUCCAUUAAGUCCACAACAUUCUUCAGACGUUUCUCACUCAGGAGACACAAAAAGCUGGGCAACCAGGUCAUUAUCCUGAACAAGAACAGCCACACACUGGACAGUGAUGGACAGUGCCAGAAGAGGGAAUGCUUGAGGGAUCUGAAGGACAAGUCUGAUUACCUGUCGUGUCAGAGUGAGCAAAACCUGGCCAAGGCACAAGCACCUCCUAAGCCACCCCGGCUGUACCUGGACAGCUCUAGCUGCCCUAACAUCAUUGAUCACACGGAUUCUCACUCUGAUGUCUCCUUUUCUAGUGCUUCUCAUCAAUACAACAAAGCCACUCAAACUCAGUUCCACAAGGACCAGGCUACAGACUGCGUGACCUCAGAGACUGGCUCCCAGAACAGCACCACUCUUUGUGACCUGUCUGAUCCUUUCCUGUCCUUCAAAGUGGACUUGGGGCUAUCACUUCUCGAGGAUGUUCUGCAGACCCUCAGGAAACAGAAUCCAAGAGAUUAUACCAUUUGAAGGUAUUUAUGACUUAAUGUAUCAGAUUUACCUGCUGCUGGUGCCAGUUUCUCUAGUCCUAACAGGAAGAAGGAUACUGCAGCACCCCUGUUACGCGUGGUCUGUUUUAUUGUUGUUGCCUUACCCAUAACAGGCUGCUUUUGUCCUCAUCAAGAAGUCCUUCAGAGCAGAGCUGACAGGCUCCAUGCCUAGAUGAGAGCCCUGUCUUCUGGAACCUUGUGUGCAAGUUUCCACUCUCCAUACUGGGAAAUUCUCACCCUUGACUAUGCACCUCCUCCUCACUGAAGACUGGUAUUGUUUAACUGAAGACUUGUUUUGGGGAUGUGGCUGUGACACUGCAGAGUUUGGACAGAAAGGGGUAUAGCAUACAUAAUUUGUGAAUAAGCAGGCAGCUUGUAAGGAGACAGUGUUACUAUCUCAAAACCAUAGCUAUGGCAAGGGUCAAGAGACAGAAACUGAUGGUUUCUGCUCCCAACAUGUUUGGAUGUGAAAAAAAUCAAAGUUGUUCUUCUCCCUUUAUUUCUUUUUAUGUGAGUUUUUCUUUUUUUUUUCCCCCUAAUUCAAAUGCAGUUGGUACUUGUAGCCUGCAAACAAGUAACCAUCUAUAUAAGCUCAUAAUACAGAAACAGCAGUUUAUUUAGUCUACUAGCAGAAGAAAUUUCUCUAGAUUCUGCUGCUUGAAGCAUGCACUGACCUAUCAGCUGUACAGACACGGAAGAAUAAAUGUUUCUGUGAUUGGAA
Messenger RNA from Centrocercus urophasianus (Greater sage-grouse), 3624 nucleotides. RefSeq names its product chromosome unknown C15orf62 homolog (gene CUNH15orf62). Lineage: Eukaryota; Metazoa; Chordata; Aves; Galliformes; Phasianidae. The record is from RefSeq and is a predicted model, not a curated record. Bases 2353 to 2883 code for a protein of 176 amino acids. The transcript is spliced from 2 exons.